Messenger RNA from Colletotrichum truncatum, 2496 nucleotides. The record is from RefSeq and is a predicted model, not a curated record. NCBI's taxonomy places the organism in Eukaryota, Fungi, Ascomycota, Sordariomycetes, Glomerellales, Glomerellaceae.
AUGCCUCAGUUUCCAAUGUCUAGCAACGCUAUACCAGGUCAAGCCAUUGAUAUCGAAAGGCUGUUCAUCGAGUCCCGCCGAAGGCAAGCAGAUGUGCACCGUCCAAGAUGUGAGGUUUGCAGGAUGCAGUUCCUUUUGAACUCGGACCUCCAAAGCCACAUUGAAGAGAAUCACCCAGACCACCCGAACCACCUCCAGGCAAUGAGGAACGCCCAACAAAGAAAUACAAAAGGAGACAUACCUUUCAAACCUCGAGAUGUACAAAAUCCCUUGCGGUCAGACAUUCCAUCAACGAAGCCUAAACCGACACUACAGACACGCGCUGCUAGCAAUUUUGACCCUACUACCCAGACAUCCAGUCUAGACGAGAAUCAGAGUCGGAGGUUAAGAAGCCCAGCCUCCGCCUGGGAAUUCAAAAGCAAAAGAGACAACGAAUCUUCCUUGCCACCAAAAAGAAGUCGAGCUCGUGCACCGAUACAAGCCAGUUCUGCCACUGUCACAUCAGAUAAUGAGUUUCAACGGGAAACAAUACAGAAGAAUGGGAAUUUGUGGACUCCUGACGAAGGGCUUUCUAGAAACAGGGGCACAACGGAACCCCCUCGAACUCCAGCACCCAGGUCAUUUGAACCCUGCGAACCACACACGCUGGACGACACUGAGGUCCUUAUAAAACAACCAGAAACUCGACCUAUAUCACAAGAGCAACUGGUUGCUGAGGUCAAAGGCAUAUAUGCUGGGCUCGUCAUGGUCGAAAGUAAAUGUAUAGAGGUCGACAAUGCCCAGGACUCAAAAUCCGAAUCAGCUACGAAGCUCAACAACGAGCAGUGGCAAGCCCUGAUAGCGCUUCAUCGAACAUUACUUCACGAGCAUCACGACUUCUUCCUAGCUUCUCAGCAUCCCUCUGCGAACCCUGCACUGCGCAGGUUGGCAAACAAAUAUGCUAUGCCGGCACGCAUGUGGCGCCAUGGGAUCCACAACUUCCUUGAGCUUCUUAGGGAUCGUCUCCCGGCAUCUCUUGAACACAUGUUGACAUUUAUUUACCUUGCCUAUUCAAUGAUGGCAUUGUUGUAUGAAACGGUCCCCACGUUCAAUGACACGUGGAUUAAGGGCCUGGGCGACCUGGGGCGUUAUCAGAUGGCCAUGGAGAAAGACGGCUUGAAAUAUGCUCAUGAAGUCUCAUCUUCCGGCAGAGACCAAAAGCAACUUGACCGUUCUGUAGAAAGUCUCGCCCAGCAGCCUGAGACUCACCUGAAACGGCAUAAUGAGUGGAAUCUGUGGUUAAACCAAGACCCAGACUCCUUUUGGUUGCGCGGAAUACCCGGAAAAGGUAAAUCGACGCUAAUACAGCCAUUUAAUCAACACAAUUCAGCGCUCCUCCAGAACAUGGCGGCACGCAGACAUACAAACUACUCGUCAGGGACGGAUUAUAUCGUCGAUGGAAGUAUCAAUGGGGUUUCUGUUGCAGCCUCCCCGGACACCGGAUCGGACGACUGCAUCAUCUCAUCAAAUCUCGCAGCCAGAUUGAAUCUAAAACCAGUACCUGGAACAACAAAAACAAUCACUUUGGCAAACAAAAAGCCUGUUCUCUCACCGGGAAUGGUAGAAGUGCUAUGGAAUUUUGCAAACGACCACACUCCACACUCUCUGAAGUGUUGGAUUCUUCCCAAAUGCUCCAACGACUUUGUUUUGGGUAAUCGGUUUCUGAAAGCAACCAAAACGCUCACGACACAUUUCUUCUCGCGGAUCAAGAAGCUCAUUUCCCCAGGAAGGCUCCGUGUCAGGCUCAUCGGCGGUGAGAAGGAACGCAUCUUGGGCUUCUUCAACGGCCGUAUAGCAACUGCGCUUGCGGAUACAGGCUCUGACAUCAUGGUAGUCUCGGCAGACUACGCGCGAAGGAUGGGUUUGCACGUUGAGUCGGGGCCAGGUGAUUUGGUCGAGGUUGAAUUCGCAGACAAGACGAGAACUUGGACAAGUGGAAUUGUUCGAGACGUCCUGUGGACGGUGGAGGGGAGGGAAGUCUACUGCGACUUUCAUGUUUUGGAUGGCUUGGCUGUAGAUGUAAUUUUGGGCAAAGACUACCUCUUUGACCUUGACGUGUUCUCCACGUGCGCUGGUUCCUUCUUCGACAUUGACUCAGUUGCAGGCAUGUCUCUACUCUGCGGCAUCCGUCUUGUCGAGGACCACACAUUUGACUGGACUUCCUUGGAGGCGGAGUUCUUACAAGACGGUUCACGUCUUAUGACGCCUUCAGCCAAGAGAAUAUUCGAAAGGAGCGUAUCAGGGGCGACAUGGCUCGCGACAGAAUCCUCAAACUACCUGAGGGAGAGCAAGAAGCUGCAUUUACUCUGGAACGAAACAAGAGAAAAAGAUGGAAGAAGGCAAAGGAAGCUCACAAAAGGUUGUGGGCUGGACGACCGCCAUUGCUGCCAGAAAUCCAUAAUGCUGCACGAGGCUCUCCAGGCUCCGGGCCGCCUUCAGUCCAAGGCGGGCAGCUAA